Messenger RNA from Pogoniulus pusillus (Red-fronted tinkerbird), 14284 nucleotides. It is a transcript of the gene MPRIP, whose product is annotated as myosin phosphatase Rho interacting protein. NCBI's taxonomy places the organism in Eukaryota, Metazoa, Chordata, Aves, Piciformes, Lybiidae. The transcript is spliced from 26 exons. Gene Ontology annotation, molecular function: actin filament binding. Bases 443 to 7780 code for a protein of 2445 amino acids. The record is from RefSeq and is a predicted model, not a curated record. Gene Ontology annotation, cellular component: actin cytoskeleton.
GGAUCCGCGGCGCUGAAAACUUUGCGGGCAGCGCAGUCGGCAGCGGCGCGGGUAACGCUGAGUGUUCAGCGCUCAGCACCGGGAACCGGAGCCAGCGGGGCCCCGCAUCCUACUGGGCACCGCCCAGCCCCGCAGGGCGGGGGUACCGCGGCCCUUGCGUGGCCAUGCGCGCCUGCUGAGCCGCAGCGGAGGCAACCGCCCUACAGUUCGCUCCCGUCCGCGAGUUUGAUUUUAUCUUUUAUUUAUUGCAUUUUAGAGCUUGUUUUAUUUUUUUUCCUGUUUGUUUGGUUUUUGCCUUUUUUUUCCCCGUUUUGACGCUCCCCUCCGCCGGCGGCAGGCGGAGGCCGCGGCCCGCGGUGAGGGCGGCGAUGGGCGCGGCGGCGGCGGCGGGCGGGCGCUCCGCGGGGCGCUAAGCGGGCGCUGAGCGGGCGCGGGGCGCGCCAUGGCCGCCAAGGACAACCCUUGCAGGAAGUUCCAGGCCAAUAUCUUCAACAAGAGCAAGUGCCAGAACUGCUUCAAGCCCCGCGAGUCCCACCUGCUCAACGACGAGGACCUCAACCAGGCCAAACCCAUUUAUGGUGGCUGGCUGCUGCUGGCCCCGGAAGGAACGGACUUUGACAACCCUGUCCAUCGCUCCCGGAAAUGGCAGCGUCGGUUCUUCAUCCUCUACGAGCAUGGGCUGCUGCGCUACGCCCUGGACGAGAUGCCAACAACGCUCCCGCAGGGCACCAUCAACAUGAACCAGUGCACGGAUGUGGUGGAUGGGGAAAGCCGAACAGGGCAGAAAUUCUCCUUGUGCAUCCUGACCCCAGAGAAGGAGCACUUCAUCCGGGCUGAGAAUAAGGAGAUCAUCAGUGGGUGGCUGGAGAUGCUGAUAGUCUAUCCAAGGACAAACAAGCAGAAUCAGAAGAAGAAGAGGAAGGUAGAGCCCCCAACUCCCCAGGAGCCUGGUCCUGCUAAGAUGGCUGUGACCAGCAGCAACAUCCCCAGUGCAGAGAAGGUUCCUGCCACCAAGUCCACGCUUUGGCAGGAAGAAAUGAGGGGCAAAGACCAAGCGGAUGGGAGCAGCGGCAUCAGCCCAGCACAGAGCCCAGUACAAGGCCAGGCUGGGGCUGCCAGCUCCCUGAAGGAUUCCGUGCUGGAGAGUAAGGAAGAUGAGAGCUCCAUGAACGGAGACCGAGUAGACUGUGGGCGGAAGACACGUGUUGAGAGUGGCUACUUUUCCUUGGAGAAGACCAAGCAAGACUCGAAGCUGGAAGAGCAGCAGUUGCCACCACCACCCAGCCCACCCAGCCCUAGCACCCCGAACAACAGGUACAGUUAUCCCAAAUCGCCCUCGCAGGAGCAUGCCCAGCCCUUUCCUUCCCCAGGUACCCGAUCAGGCGACCGAAUGGUUCACAGCUUCUCUCUGAACUCCUUGGACUCGAAGAGCAGUUGCCCCAUGCACAAGGACUCCAGCAGCAGAGAUAUAGGAAGGGGAGCUGAAAAAUCGGGGCGUCCCCUUUCUUUUAAAGCCAGCCGGCAGUACACCACCCUGGCCGACGUUCCCAAGGCCAUUAGGAUCAGUAAUCGUGAGGCCUUCCAGGUGGAGAGGAAGCGGCUAGAGCGGAGAACCCGGGCGCGUAGCCCUGGGAGAGAAGAAGUGGCCCGGCUCUUUGGCAGUGAGAGAAGGCGGUCCCAGGUAAUUGAAAAAUUUGAGGCCCUGGAUAUAGAGAACGCAGAGCACAUGGAGACGAAUGUGCCGGGAGGAGCUGCCCUUUCCAGCGAGACGCGGCAGGGCAGGAGCGAGAAGAGAGUUUUCCCGCGGAAAAGAGACUUCACUUGCGAAGGUGCAGCUGUGGGCUCCAUCCUGGAUGUGUCUGCAUCUCCUCUGUCCCCACAUCGCCGGGCAAAGUCGCUGGACAGAAGGUCCACAGAGUCCUCUAUGACGCCUGACCUGCUGAACUUUAAGAAGGGCUGGUUGACAAAGCAGUAUGAGGAUGGGCAGUGGAAGAAGCACUGGUUUGUGCUGACCGACCAAAGCCUGAGAUACUACCGGGAUUCUGUGGCAGAGGAGGCAGCUGACCUGGAUGGAGAAAUCGAUUUAUCCACCUGCUAUGAUGUCACUGAGUACCCAGUUCAGCGAAACUAUGGCUUCCAGAUCCACACAAAGGAAGGGGAGUUCACCCUCUCUGCCAUGACCUCGGGCAUUCGCCGCAACUGGAUCCAGACCAUCAUGAAGCAUGUUCGUCCCACCACUGCUCCUGAUGUAACAAGGAAAAACUUCUCUUUGAAACUAUCCGUGCUGAAGCCCAGCUCCCUGCCGGAGGAGAAGAGUAAAACAAGCUCUUCCUUUGAGACUGGUCCAAAGCCGAGUGAGAAGCCGGAUGCGGAACAGGCUGAGCUGGACCUGGAGCAGAAGCGGAGCCGUGCCCGGGAGCGCCGGCGAGAAGGACGAUCCAAGACGUUUGACUGGGCUGAAUUUCGCCCCAUCCAGCAAGCCUUGGCACAGGAGCGUGCAAAUGCUGCAGACUCCUCCAGGAGUGGCUCUGCUGCCUUCCCAAGGGACACUGGCGCCACCGAUGCCGACUCGGGGGAGCUGGAGAGGGAGCGGGCCCGGCGGCGAGAGGAGCGACGCAAGCGCUUCGAGAUGAUCGAUGCUGUGGACGGGGCAGGGUCGGAAGAAGCAUUAAGGAUGGAGGUGGACCGGAUCCUGCCCAUCCCUACGGACAUCAAACCUCAGAAUGUCCACGUGGAGAUUGAGCAGCGCUGGCACCAGGUGGAGACCACCCCACUGCGGGAGGAGAAGCAGAUCCCCAUCACACCCCUGCACCUUGCCCAUACUGAGGACCGGGAUGAGGGGCUGACGAAGCAGCACUUGACCACAUUGCUGGAGAAGGAGCUGGAGCAGAAGCAGAAAGAGGCCCUGGAGCUCCUGGAGCAGAACCGGCACCUGCAGGACCAGCUGAAAGUGGCACUGGGUCGGGAGCAGAGCGCCCGGGAGGGCUACGUGUUGCAGACCGAGGUGGCCGCCUCGCCAUCAGGGGCCUGGCAGAGGCUCCACAAAGUCAACCAAGACCUCCAAAAUGAGCUGGAAGCCCAAUGCCAGCGUCAAGAGCUGAUCAAUCAGCAGAUUCAGUCACUGAAGCGCAGCUACGCCGAGGCCAAGGACGUGAUCCGUCACCACGAAGCUGAGAUUCAGAGCCUGCAGGCAAGGCUCAGUAACGCAGCAGCAGAGCUCUCCAUCAAAGAACAGACCCUGGCCAAACUCAAGAGUGACCUGAGGAGUGAAAAAGAGAAAGCCAAAGAGCAGCUGGAGGAGUGGCAGCAUGGUGAGGCUGCGCUCAGCUCCCAACUGAAGGCCAGUGAGCAGAAGCUGAAGACCGUGGAGGCUCUGCUCUUGGAGAAGACCCAGGAGCUGCGGGACCUGGAGAUGCAGCAGGCUUUGCAGAGAGACCAUCAGAAGGAGGUGCAGCGGCUGCAAGACAGGAUUGCAGAUCUGAGCAGGCAGCUGAAUGCCAGCGAGCAGACACGGAUCCUGAUGGAGGAGAAGCUGCAGAAGAAUUACGAGGCUUUGCUGGAGAGCUGCGAGAGGGAAAAGCAGGUUUUGAUACGGAGUCUGAAGGAGGUGGAGGAGAAGGCCAAUGAGUACGAGAACCAGCUGCAAAACAGCGAGCAGCAAAUGGAGAUUCUGCAGAAGGAGAAGCUGAGUGCAAAGUUUGAAGGCAGUGAGCUUGUCCACCAGCUGGAGGAGCAGCUGAUGAUGAAGGAGGCCAGCAUUCAGAAACUGGCAGAGCACAUCAAGGAGCUGGAAGGGGAGCGAGAUCAGAUCAAAUGUCGGUUCCAUGAGCUCAUGAAUCAGGUUGCUGAGUCAGAUAAUGAAGUUGCAAAGCUACAAGCAAAGUUGAAAAUGGAAGAGACCAACUACCGCAAUCUGGAGCAGUCAUUUGAGGAGGUGUCAGAUCAGUUCCAGGGUGUGCAGAAGGUGCUGAAAGAAAAAGAGGAAGAGCUGAGACACGUUAAAGAAAUGCACUUAAGAAUUGUGGAGAAGAAAGAUCAAGAUCUCAGCGAGGCUUUUGUUAAAAUGGUUGCUUUAGAUAAUAGUUUAGAGGAGACUAAAGUAAAGCUAAAUGCCAAGGAGGAGGCUUUAAAGAAAUUAGCUGCUGUAGGCACAGGUCCAUGUGCUGAGGAGGCAGAAGAUCUUGGCCCCAAUCUGGAGGCUGACGAAAGUCAUCCAUCCCAAAUGGGGCAGCCUCUGCAAACUCAGGAUGUCCUCCCAGCUCUGACUUACGCACUGAAGGAGGAGGAGGAUGAGGUUCUUGAGACCAGCCAGAGGCCAGUGGAGGAAUUUGGCUCCCCAUCCAAAGCUGUAGAACUCCAGGACCAAGAGUUGGUUCAGAAAGCCUUAGCAAAGCCUGAUGUAGGAGUCAUGGGGGCCAAGAGGCAGAGAAUCCGUUUUUCUAGCAUCCAGUGCCAAAAAUACAUCCAUCCAGAUGGAUCGGAGAAAAACUGGACAAGCAGCACCUCUUCAGACACCAGCCAAGACAGAUCUCUGUCUGAAGAAAGCAUGUCAUCAGAGACAGCUCUUGGUUACCCAUCAUCAGGAGCAAGUGACUCAGAGACUUACCUCUCAAUCAUCCAUUCCCUGGAAACCAAGCUGUACAUUACAGAGGAGAAGCUGAAAGAUGUGACGAUGAAGCUUGAAAGCCAGCACGGCCACAAUCAGGAGACACUCAUCGCCCUUCACCAUCAGUGGGCCAGCACAGAGUCCCAGCUGCGGGAACAGCUUCAGACCAGCUUGUCCCAAGUCAAUGCUUUGAUCUCCCAGCUGGAGAGUGAGAGGCAGGAAAAGUUCAAGCUCAUAGAGAACCACGUUAGUGAGCUGGGAGGUUUCCAAAUGAAAAACAAUCAAGCACUGACUUGCUUGGAGAAGUGCAGGGAGCAGCUGAGAUCUUUGCCCCAAUCAGACAAGGAAAGAGAGGGAGAUUUGUUCCUUGUCACUCUGUCCAGCAUGGAAACAACCUUAUCAAAUGCAAUCCAAGCCUUGAGUGGGACGCCAGUCCCCUCAGAGUAUCAGCAGAGUGACAGCCUUAUCGUGGAGAGCCCCACUCCUGAAGGAGAUUUUUUGGGAGAAGAGGAGCAUGUCUCCAAGGAGCAGCGAGGAGAAGGGUUUGAUGCCAGCCAGCUGAGGUGGCUUUCGGAGAGAGUGGCAUUUGAAGCCUCUCUUAUCAGCCUCAUAGCUGAGUCACUGAAAAAUGCAAGCUCUGAGAUAUCUCAGCUUUUAAGAGAGAUCCAGGGGACGGCUGAGGUGGUUUUGAUGGAGCCAGCAAAUGUUUCUCAUACAGCAGUUGACUUGGCCAGCAUCCUAUCUAAGAAGCUGCUCCUGGAAGGUGAGUUCUGGAGCCAGGUGGAGGAGCUGAGAGUGCACUUGAGCAGAGGAGAAGGAGAAGCCGAAGGCAAAACAGAAACAAAAGGUUUGGGCUUUUCUCCAUGUUUUCUCAGCGCUGUAGCAGAUGCUACCUUGGUCAAAGCAGAACUUGGGUUUGUUGCACAGAAAAUGAGAGAAUCUUUUCAUCAGAGGUUAAAAACGAUUGAAGAAGACCUCCACAAUACCAAAACAGCUCUCCAGCAGCAUAAGUGCAUGUUGGAGGAGAUCAUCAAAGCGUACAGGACUCCUGAUUUUGACAGAGUUAUGCAUCAGAUUUCUGAGGCACUUGAAAUUCAGAAAGAUGCUUCGGAAAGAACCCAAAUCUCCUGGGAUGGGAGCUGUCUCCAGAUGGUACCGCAUCAGGAAUUAGUGAAGGCGGAGGAGAUUGGCAGCUUGCCGGACCGUAGUAGUGAAGCUCUUGUUUCCAUUCAGGAAGACCUUGCCCAACAGCUAAAGGACAAAUCAAAUGUUCUGAAGGAGAUAUCUAUUGCCUUACUCUCUCUGCCUCCUGAGGAGGCAAUGAGAGACUGUCAGAAGCUCCUGAAGAUAUCCCAGAGCCUUUCUUAUCAUUCCUGCAUGGCAGACCUUGAACGGUACUCCUCUCUGUUAGUCCACGAUGCAAUUGUCCAGGCUCAGGUUUGUUACGCCGCUUGCAAAGUCCGACUGGAGUACGAGAGAGAGAUGAAGUCCUACAAGGAGUCCUUGCAGAGCAUGGAUGCGCUGUGCCAGGAGCGCGUGAAGACCGUCGCCCUCCUUCGGGACGAGUACGAGGACUUGCUCAGGAAGCAGCAGGGUGAGUACAGCGAGGUGAUCGCCAUGCUGGAAAGGGAGAACGCCGAUCUCAAAGCCAAGGUGUCCCAGCUGGACAGUCAGCGCAGGCUGCUGGAGGAAGAAGAGCAAAAACACAGCAAGAGCUUGAGCGAGUUACAGGGCCGGUACGAGGAGGAGAUUCGGAACGUGAUAGAGCAGCUGAACAGAACAGAGGAUGCUCUGAAGGCUGAGAGGACAGAGGGCCUCAACCAGCUGGAUGCCAUUGUUCGUGACAAGCAGAACAUGGAGCGGUAUCACCUGGAGCAGAUGCAGAUGCUAGAGGACAAGUUCCAGGCCAAGAUAAAGGAGCUGCAGGUCAUCCACAGCGAGGAGCUGCAGGCGCUGCAGGAGCACUACACCCAGAACCUGCAGCGCCUGCAAGAGACCCUCGACGAAUACCAGAGGCUGCACCCAGAGGUGUCCCCCACGGCAGGCCCGGGCAGUGGGGAUGCUUGGGUGGCCGGUGAGGCAAGUGACACCAGGCAGGGUCCCAGCGGCGACCUGGACUCCAUGCAUGGGCUGAGGGAACGCAUCCAGGAGCUGGAGGCCCAGAUGAAUGUCAUGAGGGAUGAGCUGGAGCACAAGCAUCUGGAGGGGAAUGCUUCCACCUUGAGAGAAAAAUACCAGAAAGACUUUGAAAACUUAAAGGCAACAUGUGAAAGAGGCUUUGCAGCCAUGGAGGAGACGCACCAGAAGAAGAUUGAGGACCUGCAGCGGCAGCACCAGCGGGAGCUGGAGAAGCUGCGGGAGGAGAAGGACCGCCUGCUGGCAGAAGAAACAGCUGCCACCAUUUCAGCCAUUGAAGCCAUGAAGAAUGCACACCGGGAGGAGCUGGAGCGAGAGCUGGAGAAGUCUCAGCGCUCCCAGAUCAGCAGCGUCAAUGCUGACAUUGAAGCACUCCGAAGGCAAUACUUGGAGGAGCUGCAGUCGGUGCAGCGGGAGCUGGAGGUGCUGUCGGAGCAGUAUUCGCAGAAGUGUUUGGAGAACGCCCACCUGGCGCAGGCGCUGGAGGCUGAGAGGCAGGCCCUCCGCCAGUGCCAGCGGGAGAACCAGGAGCUCAAUGCCCACAACCAGGAGCUGAAUAACCGCCUGGCUGCGGAGAUCACACGAUUGCGGACCCUGCUGACCGGGGAGGGUGGGGGGGAGGCUGCUGGAUCGCCUCUCACGCAGGGCAAGGAUGCCUACGAGCUGGAGGUCCUGCUGCGGGUCAAAGAAUCAGAAAUCCAGUACCUGAAGCAGGAGAUCAGCUCCCUCAAAGACGAGCUACAGACAGCACUGAGGGAUAAGAAGUACGCCAGCGACAAGUACAAAGACAUCUACACGGAGCUGAGCAUCGUGAAGGCCAAGGCAGACUGUGAUAUCAGCAGGUUGAAAGAGCAGCUGAAAGCAGCCACAGAAGCUCAGGGAGAGAAGUCCCCUGUGAAUACCACUGUAUCGGGAUAUGAUAUUAUGAAAUCAAAAAGCAACCCUGAUUUCUUGAAGAAAGACAGAUCCAGUGUUAGCCGGCAACUAAGGAAUAUCAGGUCAAAGUCCGUUAUUGAGCAGGUCUCAUGGGAUAACUGAAAUGAACCCGAGUCCAGGUUCCCUGCCACGUAGAGUCUGAAGGAAGGCCUGACUGUGCAAGAACGCCUGAAGCUUUUUGAAUCCAGGGACUUGAAGAAAGACUAGUUCUCCCCGCUCCGCUUGACCACGCGCACCUCCCAGCUUGAGGCAGCACAGCACCAGCACCGUUUGUCUCUCCUUCCUUACGACUGUCCUUGCUGUCGUUCGUCUUGAUGCCCCCAUGGGACCCGGCGCCACGGUGGUGGUGACCCCCCCCCUGCCAUCCCCUCACCUCCCCGGCUCCGUUCCCUGCUUGUGAGAUGCUCCAGAGACUCUGAGAAGGAGAGGAGGGGUGGGGUUUUGGACCCUCUCUUCAGCGCUUUGUAGGAGAAUCCUUCCUUGACUGUAACCCAUUACACUAAGUGUCAGUAUUAAGGCUCAGCAGCCUGUUAAUAAGCUAGCCUGUCAUACCAACCAGCCUUGGUAUGCAAGCAGGGCCUGGGUGGUAUCAGCCAGACCGAGCUCUUACUGCUGUCAGAGACCCAGUGCUCAGAGCACACCAGGAGCCUAAUCUAACCGUUGAUCUCAGUUGCAUUACUUGCACCUACCGGGGGGGAAAGCCUGGGGGAAGCUGUUGGGGAGCUCAAGCCCGUGCCGGCGUACGCAGCCCGGAGGCACCGCACUGACGUCUCGCUGGCGAAGGAUGCAAGAAACGAUUCUUCUGUGCCGUGUCCUGAAUGUAGGCGCUGCCGAAGCCCGGCCAGCUUUGGUGGCUGCCCAGGUGGUUGUGGAUAGGGAGCUGCAGAUCCUCGCAUGCGCCGUCGGGCUGCCUCCCGCCUCGCCGGUGGUCGCAGUCGGUGUUUGGGGCGGGGUGGGGUGGGGGCGAGCUGUAAGAUCACUUUCUUGCCUCUGUUAGAUCAAGCCCAGCACUCUCUUUGUUUUGGUUUGGUUUUUUUUUUCCUGCUGUUACUCCCUUCCUCUCAUUGAGUCCCGUGUAUCCCAGGGUCUGUGCGCAUGUGAAACUCCCUUUUCCUAGUCAAAGGAAAGUAGAGUAGAAAGUAGAGCCAAUAUUGACUGAAAAUGCACAGUGCUCAAUGCAUAUAAUGCUCCUUUUUUAUCAGCUUCUUGAAUUCGACUCUUCUUGUCAGCAGGGCAGCUCCUAUUUUAAUUCUUUAAUCUUUUUUUUUUUUUUUUUUCCUGAAAUAAAAGUCUCAAAACCAGUUUGUGCUUCAGACCUUCUCAGUCCCAAGAGCUUGUGGCUUUAAAGCAGACCGCUUAGCACUGGUCAACAGAUGCAAACUAGGAGCUGAGGGAGCUGGUAGCACUAGGUGCAGCAUGAGGCCAGCCAAGCAGAGGCUGUCCUCCUAGAAGAAACGUGUGCUGCUUUGCAGCAGGGUUGCCCACACAUGAUGGCUUCAACCCAGGCUAAAUUUCAAGGUGCCAUUUGUGAAGAUCCUUCACCUCGUGGUCCUGCCUGGCCAAUGGCCCUGGCUGAGAGCAAGGCUGAAGCAGUGCUCUGGCAUGUUGGCUUCCCGGCCUAGUUUAGCUGCUGAAGGACUCAUUUCACGUCAGAAUGGAUUGUUAAAGACAUGUCCUGGCAAAGCUUUCUCUUGUCGUUUGGGUGCUUAGCAGCUCUGUGUGCUUUCAUGUCUGGUUUUGGGUCUGCUAGGCAGGUGGUAUGAGCACAGGUCUCAGGGACAACUCUCACUGCAGGGCUGGGGACAGCCAUCUCCAGUCCUGCUAGGCUGAACUAUGGUGGGUGCUGAAGAGGUCAUCCCCCCUCUUGGGGCAGCAAGUGUCUGUUUCAGCCACCAGACCCUCUGCAGGAGAUGGCAUCAUCUAACCAAGAUGUAAAUCAGGCUUUUGUCCAGCUUGUGUGGCCUUGCCAUGGCUGAGUGCUUGGUUUGACACCUUGGGGCAGUGCAUGGCAGCCUAGAAGCGCCACUUGACCCCAGCCAGGAUGCCAGCACUGUGCAGUAGGCAGAGCAUGUAUACGGAUGCUCUGCUGCUGCCAUGCUUUGUAUUCUGUGCCAAGGUGUAUAUGGAGUCCUGGAGAUAGGAGCAGGGUAGGAAAACUGCUCAGCCACUUGUAUGAAGGUUUCCCUCAUCAUCAGGCAUGUGCUCUCCAAGACGUUUGCUGAGCUCACCAUAGUGCUUUCCAUAGUCAGAGGGUGUUGAAGGACCUUUCUUAUGCCCCCUAGCAAAUUCUGCUUUGCCUUUGUGCACUUCAUUUGCUCAGGAGCACUCCUUUUAAGCAUGAGGACUAAAAGCUAUGUACUUUGCACAUCAUUGCUGUGGAACACACAAGACAAUCCCUUUCUGGUACAGGCUCAUGCCACUGAACAUCUUGAGGCUCCUCGCAGAGCUGUGUGCUUGCUUACAGCAAGAAAUCCUCUCUUGCUUCUUAAUGUCCUGCCUGUGAGUAGGAGUUGAGCCUGAUGAGUAAGAAGGCUUCCUUUCUUUACCAGUGCUCCUGCUUUGAGCCUUAUUUCUUAACACAGAGAGCAGCUGGGUAAGUGGAAGGCAGAAAAUCACUGCAGCAUGCUGGCAAAGUCACUUGGGUGCUGGAUAGUGCAGGAAGGCAGAAGAAGGUGCAGUAAAAAUGCAGUGUCAGAGGGAGCUGAGCAAAGCAGGUGGAUGCUGAAGGCAGGGAGGGCCCAGAGAUGGUGCAUUCUGCUUGUGCUCAGGUGCUGAAUUGCCCUGUGAGGAGAGGGGGGGCCUCAGUGUGCUUAUGUAUACUCAUAAGAUGUUGGGAGGGGGGAAAUCAACCAGGAACACCUGUGUAGCUCUUGCUCCUCUUCUGUAGCUGUGCUUAUCCACUAAGCAAGGGACUGUCUGCAACUUUUGGGCCACUUGUGUCCAGUCCUCACCCAGGGUGGUUUGCCCCUGCUCACUGAGGCACUGCCGGGGAUCCAGCACUGGCAAAAAUGAAGCUGGAUUCUCUCCUCUCUCCCUCUCCUCUCCUUUGUUUUUGCCUUGUACAGACCAAUGUCAGUCACCUUCACCAUCCCUGAGACAGCUGUAAAAGGAUUUGACUGGAGGUUUGCUAGGGCACCUGUAAGAACAGGGUCAGAGCCAUGGGGUCUACUGCUCAGUGGUACUGGUCAGCUUCUCUGGAGCUUCAGCUAGCUGGCUUGGUGGGGUGAAAAAACAACCCCCGGCACUGACUCCAGGUGUAGCUGCAAUAAAGUGUGUUGGAUGGCAGGAGGACAGCUGCAGGGAACAUGGCAAUGCCUAACAAGCCAGAGCAGUUAUGUCUGAACUUCGUGGGUUUAAAAUCUCUGUCUCUAAGCAAAGAGGGGUUAUGAGCAUAGUGGUGGUGGUCUCACAGACUGUAGCUUGGAGGAGCAGCCAUGUUCCUUUGGGCAGUCAAGCUUCUUGGAAAACUCAGCCUGGCUCUGCUGUACCUAAGGUGCUUCAGAGGGUGAGCAGUGGCCUCCUGACAUCAUCAGGAUCAACCUCACCCUUUGGGGCAACACUUUACCAGGUGGGAAUGCUGCAUGUGAUGUCCUGUGGUAGUAGCUAGGAGUUCUGGAGGGUCAUAGAGUAGAGGAGAAGUAGGUGGGAAGACUGUUGUGGUAUUUCUGAACCAUUGCUUGUGAUGUUUCUGAACCAUUGCUGCAGGCCAUGCUCCAGGCUUCAGGUUCUCUGCUUGCAGCCUGGAAAGUAAGCAUGUUGCCAAAGCAAGAGGCAGUACCUUGUCUUUAGAGAGAGAGAGAGAGAGCGCAAGCCCCUGCAGCACCAAUAAACAGCUGGAAAUAGAACUAGUUCUGGAGUGCAGUGCUUUCCCAUAAGGUGAGGAGCAGCCCUCUGUGAAGCUUGUCACUGAUAGCAACGGUCCUUAGCUUCAUCCCUCUCCAAGUAGAAAUUAGAGGCUAUUUAAAUUAGGAAGUGUGGAGGCAUAGGGAGCAGAAUGCAAGCUCCCUGGCUACACUGCAGGCUUGCAGAGUCCAGCCACACCAUCUGCCUGCAUGACAUGGCCUCAGCCACGGCCUUCACUUUUUGGUGUGGUCCAUGUGCCUGCUGUGCACGCCAGGGUAGGACUUUGAGGUCGGGGGGGUGCUCCUGCUUCACAACGCUCCCCAGUGAGAUGCAAGCUGCUGCCUUCUCCACCAUGCCACAGUAGUGACAGUACUGAAAUGGGGCAGGGGGAGGCUAGGAAAGUUCAAGUGUAAUGAAGGUGAAACUACAGGCACAUUACAAUGACUCUGAGUAGUUUUUGUUCUUCCCUGCAUGAAAUUUUCCUACCCUUUGCACCAUCUCCUCUGAAACAGCCCCAACCCUUCUUUAAAUGGCACCUUUGCUUUGCCUGUAUGUAAAACAAUGCAGCCAAUUGUGUUUGCUUGCUCCACAGCAAGCCUGGUGCCGCUGCCUUGCAAACAGAAGAGUCUCUUUGCUUUGCUCCGUAUCAGAGGUGGCUGGGGCUGCAUUGGAGAACUUUUAGUACCAGCUCUAGACCUCUUGCACUGCCACUUGGCAUUGUUAUGGUUGUGGUUUGUCUCCAGCACUUGGCAUGUUGCAGACCCUUUGUCACCCUUUGCUGAUCCUCUCUAGUAUUUCCCUUUUUUGUGGUUGGUUUCUUUUUAAAGAGGAAAAGCUUUGUUAUCCUUCUCUUUUCUCAAAGCAAUGUCAGACCUCUAUAGCAUUCCAGGCAGGUCAUGUAUAUAUUUAUUACUCAGAUAUUCGUGCAGGGCUCUUUUCUUUUUGUGACCAAGUCAUGGAUUUGAUUGUUUUUUUUCCCACUGGUGUUCUAACACAGAUGUCCCAGGUGUGGGUUGGAAGAGGAGAACCAAGUGUCCUGUGUCCAGCCCACUGGGGUUUGGUGACCAUUAGAAAUAACGUUUUCUGCUGAUCCACACCUUUAGGUUUGAAGAUACCUGCCCAAAGAUUGUGUACAGUCUGUUUGAGACCUGUCACCUUACCCUGUGACAAACCCAGGGUUGUUUCUCCAUUCAGAGAAGGCUGCAGCAUUGCCUUGGGUGGUGGCGCUGGGCACUGUGUUGGUGUGAAGUGCUACCUGCCAGCGCACAGACCGCACACAGCUCUCCUUGCGAGGCAGUUGCAGAGGGUGCAGCCAGCCCCUGGCUCUGGGAGGCACUGGUGUAGUGCUGACACUGGCACCUUCAUUGCAUUGAAAAUGCUCUGGACUUCACAAGGGACCACCAGACCCCACUGUACCGACAGGUGUCCUGCAGCAGCGCAGUGUGUAACUCCAAACAGCACUUCCAGACCAACCUAGUCACUGCUGACCUGAACUUACACGAUCCUGUAAGAGAAGCCAUUCCUUACAAGCAGAUCCAACGUACUGCUGCAGGAGCAGGGAGCACUGGGCUGGAAACAAGGCAGGAGUCAGCCCCAGCAGCUCGUUCUGCCUUGCUCUGAGGUCCCUAAAAGAAACCAAGCAAAGACCAGAGCCAGAGAAGUUGGUACCAACUAACCUAAAGCAGCUGAGCACAAACUCUUAACUGAUGAGUGCAAGCACAUUUUUUCUUCAUGCUUUCCUCACACGCUGCCUGUGCAGGACACUCACUCCUUGUUCUAAAACAGAGACAGCAAAUCAUGUUGUAAAAUACUAAAGACCACUAAGUAGGAAGUAACUAUGACUAGCACAGUGUUUGACCUGUGUCCACCCUCCCAGGACCUGGAGUUCUGGAUCAGUUGAGAUGGUUUUUAAAAACACGUUUAUUUGAAAGUGUGAAGUUCUGAGGAGAGAGAAAAGGAAGCUCUGGAGCAGCACCGCCCUCCAGGUACUGAUGGCCAGUUCUCCUCCACCUCGCUACGGAGAACAGAAAGCUUGGCUUAGUGCCUGAGCACGGCCAGUGACUGAAGGGGACACAUUCUGGAUUCAAACCACACACCCCCCACGCUCUGCAGCACGGACUCUGGAGAUGGCCCAAAGGAAUUGUGAGGAGUGAGGACACAGGAGUCAGCUCCCGGUGCCUGUGAUGAUGUGAUGCGGUGGCCAGCGCUGCGCCUCCCCUCCCUGCGAUGUGACAAAGCAGCAGCAGAGCAGGAUGCUGCAGCCUCGUGGCGACUGGAAACCCCUGCGGCUCAAACCCAGGCGUGAUCACAGCUGGGUGCUGCGGAGGAAGCAGAGUUGUCCUCAAGCCCUGUCCACCCAUAGGACAAACAGCCUCUUUUCAGAGGCAUUUUCCAUGUAGAUUAGUCCAGGGAAUAACAUCUCACGUGAGAUUCUCCCUCUGCAAAGGGAGCUGGAGACUCCUGGCAGGUGGAGACUCAAAUGGGUGUUGGAGACUCCUGUUUCUGAGUAGGUGUGAGUUCCUCUCUCCUUCCCUUCUCCCUCCCACUCCAGUUUAUUUCAGUGCUUUUUUUGAGAGCCGCUGCUGCCAACCAACUGUUCACUGUAACAGAAAUGUCACUUUCUCCUCACAGUAUUUAUUCCUUACAAACUCUGGUGUGACAUGCUAGGUUCCCGUGGAUGUAGCUGAUCAUUUCUAUUUUGUAAAUAUAAUGACCUAACUUUACAUUAACUGUAUGGUAAUAAACUAUUUUUGCACCACCCUU